Messenger RNA from Pangasianodon hypophthalmus (striped catfish), 1553 nucleotides. RefSeq names its product histidine triad nucleotide binding protein 3 (gene hint3). The transcript is spliced from 5 exons. The coding region runs from base 40 to 525 and encodes 161 amino acids. The record is from RefSeq and is a predicted model, not a curated record. NCBI's taxonomy places the organism in Eukaryota, Metazoa, Chordata, Actinopteri, Siluriformes, Pangasiidae. Gene Ontology annotation, molecular function: catalytic activity.
AUGACGUAAUUCGCGAGAGCCACACACACGGCUUUGAAAAUGGCAAGCGGUGAAAACACACCGGCUGCAGACAGCGAGUCUGCUCAGAAAGAACAGAAUGACAGUUAUGAUAAAAAGUGUAUUUUCUGUAAGAUUGUGAACGGAGAGAUGGACACUGAGCUUCUACACAGCGAUGAAGACAUGGCAUGUUUCAGAGAUAUAAGACCGGGGGCUCCUCAUCACUAUCUUGUUGUGCCAAAAAAACACACAGGGAAUUGCAAAUCACUUCGCAAAGAACAUAUUCCACUAGUGGAGAAAUUGGUGGAAAUAGGAAAAGAAGUUCUUCAGACGAAAAAUGUCACCGAUUUAAAUGAUGUCAGGUUUGGUUUUCACUGGCCUCCAUUUCAUUCUGUUGCACAUCUACACCUCCACGUGUUGGCACCUGCCAGUCAAAUGGGCUUCAUCUCUCGCUUCAUCUACCGCCUAGACUCCUACUGGUUCAUCACGGCUGACCAGUUGCUCCAAAGACUGAACUCAAUGGACUAACAGAAGAAAGGAAAUGUCAUGCUGCCUUUACACUGAGAAUGUAGAUGGAUCGACUCAGUGCUUAAGGAAAAGAGGUGAAGCUGAAGUGCCUCCAGGUUAUGAUUAGUUUUUGCAUGUUAGCUUGUCUGUUUCUGCCAUGCAAACUGGGCAAAUUUGGAGAUGAAUAAUUAAAUAGCGGUUAUUUUGACUGUUAAGUGGACAGAUUUAUUUCAGCUGGUGAAUGCUGGAGAAUAAUUUGGCAUUUACAUCACAUCACAGUCCCUGACAAAUGCAUUUUUAGGUAAUAUCCAUGUCACCUGAAUAACUAGAUAAAAAAUCUUCCUAUACUGAGAUAAAAAAAUGUACACAUCUAUGUACAGUAUAAUAUUGAAUGGCAUGCCAUACCCGCAGAUUUAGUAGCAUGUGAUGAUUUCACUGGGCAUUUUUAAGGUGUAAUGCAUUCCAAUAAAGUCAACUUUGGCUAAUUAAAAUGAACAUUCCCUACCGUUAAUAAAUAUUUAAAGAAACCACAUAACAGACAAUAAAGGACAUUAAGCUGUGUUUAGAUCAUAUUUGGCUGCAAACGUGUCUCAUAUAUAGCCUGAAGAUCAGGACUCUGGCAGCUUCACCCUGUUUUUACCUAAAUUUACGAAAGAAAAGAAAAAAAAACACAAUCUUUUGACUUGGGAAAAUAUAAAAUUUAAUCCUUCAAGUAAAAAUAAAUAUACUGCAGUGUUUGUGUGGGAAUUAUUACCUUUCACAGAUGUAGGCAAGAGGUUGGCAUUUUCAGCUUAAACUUUAACAUAGUAUGUUAUAUCCUGUAUGUGAAGUCUACAACAAUUCGUCUUUGGUUGAACCGUGUGUGUGUGUGUGUGUGAAGGAACUGCUGAUACAUUGGACCUGUUCAGGCCUGAUCAUUAACCCUAGGCUGCUAUACUCUGCUAUACCUGAGAACUCUGAAUACCUGUGUAAUGCAAGAAUGUGAACAAUUUUAUUUUAUUGUAUGUGUACAAAGGUUGUUGUGAAUUAAAUUGAUUUGACUUUCAGAA